Messenger RNA from Vanessa tameamea, 6142 nucleotides. RefSeq names its product paired amphipathic helix protein Sin3a (gene Sin3A). Gene Ontology annotation, cellular component: chromatin; Sin3-type complex. Gene Ontology annotation, biological process: negative regulation of transcription by RNA polymerase II. NCBI's taxonomy places the organism in Eukaryota, Metazoa, Arthropoda, Insecta, Lepidoptera, Nymphalidae. The transcript is spliced from 31 exons. Gene Ontology annotation, molecular function: transcription corepressor activity. The record is from RefSeq and is a predicted model, not a curated record. Bases 635 to 4834 code for a protein of 1399 amino acids.
AUGGAUAUGGCGGCGCUCAUUCGCGCUCUCGAUCGCAACUGUCUGUUGUAUAAUUUUAGAGAAAGGAGAUUUGUUUUGGUCCACCACCUUCGUGGAGAUUCGUUGGUCGUGGCAUUUCAUAUCGCGGCACGUCCGUUUCGCUCGCUAUUAUUUGAUGCGACGUUGCCAUACUUCUUUGGGGCUUCGGCUCGAUCGCUCGGUCGACCGCAGGCUGGUGGACGGAGAAGGUGCCGGGCUACAGUCAGUCGGCCGCGCAGCUCGGUGCGCGACGUUCGUGCGCGGAGGGUCUUGUUUUCGUCCCUUCAUACCCCGGUGCUCAAUAAACGUGAGUGCGAGCGAGAUAACAUAUCCUAGAGAGAGGAAACGGUGAAAGAGUGAGACGACACUAUGGCAGUGUCGCAACCUCGCCCACCUGACCGUGUUGACGCCGCGCUCGAAAAAGUUGCGCCGUUGCGCUAUUUGAAGGCGCACGAAUGUGCUCGCUCCGAGCGUACCGUGACGCGUUAUUAUCAUAAGCCCUUGUCUUAAAAGAGGUUUCUGUAUUAUUUGAGGUGAAAUCAAUUGAAAAUCGAAGAAUUCAACGUUAUCUCACAAGGUUUCCAGCGGUGACCGGGUGAUGGCCACUUGAGCCAAGAUGAUGAAGCGAACCGGUCCCCGUCUGGGGCCUGACGAGCCCUCAGCCAUACCGCAAUCUGCUGCUCAGAUUCAGCAAGCGGGUGCCAGCAACAUGCAUACGUUGGCCCAAUCGGCUCAACCGCAAUUAUUAGGAGCGACAGCGAUGCUGUCAGUGAGUGGGGGCUUCAGUCGCGGCCCGGCGCGUGCCAACGCCCCCGCCGUCAUCAACUACCUGAAGCCCAACACGGUGCAAUACGCGCCGAAGCAGCCGCCUCAAGUGCCGCCGAGGCUUAAGCUGGUUCAGCAACCAGCCCCGCUACCCAUCGCUGGACGCCAGUCGCCCGGUCUGGCGGCGCCGCUGGCAGCUCAGCCGGCGGGACAGUUCCAGCGACUGAAAGUCGAGGAUGCACUCACGUAUCUCGAUCAAGUCAAAUACAAAUUCAACACUCAGCCCCAGGUGUACAAUGACUUCCUGGACAUCAUGAAGGAGUUCAAGAGUCAGACUGUUGGUUGCAGAAUCGAUACGCCCGGCGUCAUUACCCGGGUGUCGAACUUGUUUAAAGGUCACCCGGAGCUGAUUGUUGGAUUCAAUACCUUCCUGCCGCCGGGAUAUAAGAUCGAAGUCCAGAGUAAUGGACAGGUAUCAGUGUCCAUGCCAUCUCCCACCGGAGCGGGCUGCGGGCCCGUGGGCGUGAGUGGAGUGGGCGGCGUGGGCGUGGGCGCCGUGAGCGGCGGCGGCGGCGGCGGUGGUGGCGGCGUGCUGCUGGGUGUGCACCACGCGCCGCCACAGUCGCAGCUCGUGCACCUGCUGCCAGUGCCACAGUCAGUCAAUACAGCAAUAGUUCACAACUUGUCUGUGAACGCAACGCCGGCGAACACCCUGCAUCAUAUCUCUCAAGCCCAUCAGCAGAUUGAAGCCGCAGCUAUACAUCAUCCACCAGGCUCGGCGCCCAGCAGCGCGGCGCACGCGGGCGCGGCGGCGGGGCAGCCCGUGGAGUUCAACCACGCCAUCGAGUACGUCAACAAGAUCAAGUCCCGUUUCUCCAGACAGCCAGACAAGUACAAGCGUUUCCUGGAGAUCCUUCACGCUUACCAACGAGGUCAUAGGGACGUUAAGGAGCCUCAGGCGAAGCAACAGACUGAACAGGAAGUCUAUUCGCAGGUGGCAAAAUUGUUUGAGAAUCAAGAUGAUCUAUUGGCUGAGUUCGGUCAGUUUUUACCAGAUGCAAAGGCGGUAACCAAACCCGCACACAUUCCGCCGCAUUCGAGAUCACCACCGCCACAGGCGCCGGUGGUUCCGCGCGAGGAAGAGCGCUACGCGGCGGCGUCUCCCCCGCCGCACGCGCCGCACCCCCCGCACCCCACGCACGCGCCGCACGCCGUGCACGCGCCGCACGCACCGCACACGCAGCUACACCACGCGCCGCCACUCCCGAAGCACACGAGUGCACCCGUCGCCCCUCCACAGCAUCACCAUCUCAAGAGGUCGCCUAGCUUCGGAUCCUCUACUCAGAUCGAUGGCUAUACGGUGCCAUCGGAGCCAGUCCGCGUCAGUAAUGUGCCGUGUGCCGCAGCGGGCGGGGCUCCGCCGGCGAAGAAGGCGCGCGCGGGCGGCGCGUCCCCGGCGCUGCGCGACGUGUCGCUGGCCGACGCCGCCAAGCUGGCCACCGCACACGACUACGGGUUCUUCGACCGCGCGCGCAAGGCGCUGCGCUCGCAGCACGUCUACGAGAACUUCCUCAGAUGCCUUCUACUCUUCACCAAUGAGAUCAUCUCAUCAUCUGAGCUCCUCUGCGUCACCGAGCCUUUCCUCUACCGUCACCCGGAACUAAAGAAAUGGCUACAAGAUUUCGUGGGUCCGGUCUCACCACCGCACACACCGACCACUACUCAUACUGGCUACAACAACUUCAGUAGCACAAGCAGCUUACUCAGCUGUGAGCGAUCCAGGCUCGGAUCGGAGACGAAGCGACAUGAACCCCUCGGGGCAUAUGGUGCCCAGUUGAGGCACGAGAGGCCUCAAGGAGACGCUGCUAUGGAUAUAGAUCUGUCGACGUGUAAGAGGUUAGGCACAUCGUACUGUGCGUUACCACGCGAAGCGGCUGCGAGGCGAUGCUCUGGACGAACGCCGCUUUGCAAAGAGGUUCUCAACGACACGUGGGUGUCCUUUCCGACGUGGAGUGAGGAUUCGACUUUCGUUACAUCGAGGAAAACUCAGUUCGAAGAAUACAUUUAUCGCUGUGAAGAUGAGCGAUUCGAGCUGGACGUGGUGAUCGAGACUAACGCGGCCACCAUCCGCGUGCUGGAGGGCGUCCAGAAGAAGCUGUCUCGCAUGACCAGCGAGGACGCCGCCAAGUACCGUCUUGACGACAGCCUGGGGGGGCACUCGCCCACAAUACACCAGCGCGCGCUUCGCCGCAUCUACGGCGACAAGGUGGCGGUGGACAUUAUCGCGGGAUUAAAGAAGAAUCCUGUUGUUGCAGUACCUGUCGUGCUGAGGCGGCUCAAAGCUAAGGAGGAGGAGUGGAGGGAAGCUCAAAAGGGCUUCAAUAAACAAUGGCGCGAGCAGAACGAGAAGUACUACCUGAAGUCGCUGGACCACCAGGGCAUAAACUUCAAACAGAACGACUUGAAGGCGCUGCGCUCCAAGUGCCUGUUCAACGAGGUGGAGAGCGCCUACGCCGCGCGCCGACCCGGCCCGCACCUCGUGGCCGACUACGGCCUGCGCACGCGCCACGAAGCGAUCAAAAUAGUUCGUGACGCAGCUGAACUGUUGAUCCACCACGCGAGGAGACAGACAGGCAUACAGAAGGCCGAAAAGCGAAGAAUCAAACAACUGCUUAGGCAUUUUCUUCCUGAUCUGUUCGCCCAUCCUCGGCAACCCUUGUCUGAUGAUGAGAGAGAUGAAGAAAAAGAAGAGCCAAAUAGUCCAGACAGUCCAAGUGCAGAUCAGGCUGCUGAUGAUAAAGGAGGGAGCGUCAAACAAGAGAAACAGGAGUCGUCGGAGUCCGAUAAUGCGUCCGACAAAAGCAGUCGAAACAACAAGAACGACAAAGAGAAUAAACCUAAAAACAACAACACAGCUGACAGUAAAGAUAGCACAAACUCCAUUAAACGCAGCAGUAGCAACGAAGAUUCUGUCAACAUGAAGAUCGAGGUCAAAAGUGAGCAGGAUAUUGAAGAUGAUUACAGAGAUCAUCCAUCUAAUGAGGCGCGCUUCGUGUGCACGUCGUCGUGGUACCUGUUCCUGCGCCUGCACGGCAUCCUGUGCCAGCGGCUGGGCGCGGCGCGGCGGGCGGCGCUGGCGCUGGCGCAGGCCGAGACCUCCCGCGCCGCCGCGCGCCCGCCCAGCGUGGCCGCCGCGCUGCGCCUCAAGCCCUCCAAUUUACCAGUGGAAGCUUCUUCGCCAGCGGAAUACUACAAUGCGCUCCUCGAGCUGGUGAAGGGCGUGCUGGACGGGAACGUGGACGCGAACGCUUACGAAGACGCCGCGAGGGAGAUGCUCGGAAUCAAGGCCUAUCCCGCCUACACGCUCGACAAGCUGGUGUCUACGGCUGUUCGACAGCUGCAGCACUGCGUGUCGGAGAGCUGGUCCUCGCGCGCGGCGGAGCUGGCUGCGCGAGGCAUGCGCGGCUCGGCGGCCUACGUGCGGCGCGCGCUGCGGGCGCUGCGCGCGCACCACACCGCCUUCCUCGUCAGAGUGUAUGGCGGGGACGAUUGUAAAGUGACGUUUGAGUUACUGGAGGCUGCGGGCGAGGGUCACGCUUCGCCCCACCACGAUUCCUCUAGACUGUCGCCCACUAACCAGUCGCGCAGCCGCGAGACGAACGGCGAGGCGGUGUCGCGGCUGGCGGCGUGGUCGCUGUACGCCGAGAGCUACGCGCGGCCGGACGCGGGCGGCGCGGGCGCGGCGGCGGCGCGCAACAAGCCCGUGUUCCUGCGCCGCAACGCGCGCCGCGCCGGCGCCGCGCCCGCGCCGCACACCGCCAGUGCCGCCGCCGACUGCGCGCCCGCCGUGCGGCGCCGCAAGCCGCCGCGCCUGCACGACCACUCCGAGUGCACGCUCGCCAACACCAUCCGGUUGGUGGCGUGUCGACCGCAGCAGCUGUACCGCGCGGGAUGCCUGGCGCUGGCGCGCGCGUCGCACGCUCGCCUGUCCGCGGCGCGGCGGGCUCGGUUCCGCGCCUGGCUCGCGCGCCGCUCGCUCGCCAACACUUAGCCAGCCCGCGCCUCGCGCGAGAAGGCGACCCGCGCGCGCGACUGUCGAUACUGAGGCGUCCCGGACGUCCGUGCGAAACGAGAAUGACAUUAUUGAAGUAGACAAACUUUUUAAAUCUACGAUAAAACUGUCAAUUUUUACUGAAUCGUUUUUCUUCUGUGAUGAAAGGUUUUUCAUCUGAUUCACUUACAAACUUACUGUCUGACCGACUUUCCAUAAUUAUGAUAAGAAAUCUCAAUUAAAUCGCGUUCUUUUACUGAAUUGAAAUGAAAUUGUAUCUCCGAUACGAUGUUUAUUUUUAUUUGUCAAUUGAACAAAAAUGUAAGUAAACGACAGUCGCGGCGCUACGGACGCGGCCUGAAUCUAAAUUAGAUAUUUAUUGAAACGCUCUGUUCGUCCGAAACAAGAUAUAUUUUGUUAUGCAUUCGAUGUAACGUUUAUUAUUUUGUUAAUGUUGAUUCUAUUUUGUAAAACAAUAUAGGUUUUUUUUUGUUUAUAUACAAUAUGUUGCCUAACGAAAGAUAACACACCCAGGAAUAAUAAAGAUUGAUGAAUUUUCUUAAAUUUUUAUCACCUCACUUUGUUGUCGUACUGUGUAAUCACUUGGUUUUUAACUGUAGAUCGUGGGUUCAAGUACCUUUCACUUGCUUCGCUUAUAAAUGUCAUUGUAUUAUUCAUGAUAGAAUAUUAUGAAAAUCUUUCGUUAGUUAACAUAUCAAGAUAAACCAAAACAUUUUAUAGGUAUAUUGUAAAAAUUUAUUACUUUAAAUUAAACAAUAUUGUUUAAGUUAAUUUGCAAUGCAAAUUCAUUCGUCAUUAUGAUUAUAAUUCGCUAUUAUUUCGUAUUUAAUGUAAAUAUAUUGAAUAAAAAAGUUUUAUUUAUGUAAUAAUAACCAAAAGCAGUAUUUAACGGAUGGACAGAGUGUCAAUGGAAUCGGUCCACUGAAGGAAUACAGGGUAACCCAAUAACUGUAUUAACUCGAAAAAAUAAAAGAUAUAAAUGUAUGCUAAAGCAUCGCUCAAAGUUUUUUUGGACCGAUUUCAUAAUCUCGCGCCUAGGUCCCGUUUUAGUGACCUAGGAUGCCUAGGGUAUAGUUUUGACCCUGACUACAUGAUUAAUGCUUUUCAGAGCACCUGUAAAUAAAACUCUGAAAUAAUUAGUCCAGUAGUGUGUAAAGAUCUCUUUUAAAAAGUACAGUCUGUAAAUAUUUUGACAGUGAUUUUAGAGUUUAAUUGUUGAAGAACCAAUCUUGUUAAUUCAUAUAAAAUGACUUGUCGAAAGGAAUAAAUAUUAUUAUAUUUAUAAUA